This is a messenger RNA of Naegleria gruberi, 822 nucleotides long. RefSeq lists its product as uncharacterized. The transcript has a single exon. The record is from RefSeq and is a predicted model, not a curated record. Bases 1 to 822 code for a protein of 273 amino acids. Lineage: Eukaryota; Heterolobosea; Eutetramitea; Acrasida; Naegleriidae.
AUGGGCUGUAUCUUUCCAGUUGUGGCUCCAGUAAAUUACGACUUUCGUAUCUUUUGCAGGACUAAAGAACAGCAGCAACGAAAGAAACGUUCUAUAGCGAAUACUUACAAGAUUCGUGAUGAUUUUAUUAUUGAAACUAAUUAUUAUGAUUUCCAUCACAAGGCUGAAAGAGCAUUUGAUAAUAUUCAUCAACCUGCAUUUAUUACGCACAGAGCUUAUCCAACCAAUCAAAAGAAGGCCAAACAUUUGAAUUCUGAUGUCAAGAAUAAUCAGGAAAUGUUUAAAAUGAUUUCUCAAGGAAUGUGUGAAGGAUCUAGACGUGUCUUUCAAGAAGAGAAUGCUGGUGGUUGUAGUAUAUUUUCUGAAACCUUGUCUUGUGAAAUUGUAACAAGAAUGUUUAAUGCUCAAUUGACCAAAACUGAAAUGGAAAUUGACUAUGUCAAUGAGCAUUGUAAAAAGACAGACUUUUUGGUUGUUAUCAAUGGAAAGAAAUAUGGAGUCUCUGUCACCAGAGCUUUCAAAUAUAUCAAACCAAACAAGAAUGGUCAAGUAUUUGAUCACUUCUCUAUGGAAGAUGCCACAGUCUUGUUGAAGAAGAAAUUGGAAGGAGUAACAACAGCCAACAAGUGCGUUCAAAAUGAAGAUGUUUGGCAAAAGCAAAUCUUGCACAUUUUCACUCCUAAUGCCAAUGUCACCAAAGUAUUGAAAAGGGCUUACAUGGAUUUGAAACACUCUUUGAGACACAAUACUAUUGUUAUGGUUACAGAGGCCACAAAUAUGGAUUGUAUUUUCACUGAAAGAUUUUACGAUCACAUCUUUUAA